Molecule: messenger RNA, 965 nt
Organism: Cuscuta campestris
Lineage: Eukaryota; Viridiplantae; Streptophyta; Magnoliopsida; Solanales; Convolvulaceae
Source: the annotation of a GenBank genome assembly
GAGAUAGGAUAAGGAGAGAUUAUUAAAUUCAAUUCGAUUCUGGUGGAUGGGAAGAAGAAGAAGAAGAAGAAACAGAAUCAAAAGGAGAAUCUAAUUAUUACAGUAGAGCAUUUAUACUUCUCUAUAUCGAUAUAUAAUCGCAAUAAUCAUUCUAUAAAUUCACCCCUCCCCCCACAGAAUCCAUACGAUUUCUCUCGCAUUUCGAUCGGCUAUGGCGACGAGGACGAAAUACCGCUUCCUGCCGGCGACUGACCGCGACGCGCCGAUCAAUUCCGACACCCUGUUCGAAUUCGACGAGUCCGACGUCUGGAGCGCCGGCCGCGGCGCCUCUCCGGAGAACCACAGGAAGGCUGGGAACUCCCGAGUCUCGAGGAGGCAGUCGUCCGUCGCCGCCCGGGAGGCGGCGACGGGGUCUCUGCCGGUGAAUGUGCCGGACUGGUCGAAGAUACUGAAGGACGAGUACAGGGAGAACCGGAGGAGCGAGAGCGACGAGGACGGGGAGGAUGAAGGCAGGGGAGACCGGAUUCCGCCGCACGAGUUGGUGGCGCAGCAGAUGGCGAGGGCCCGGAUCGCCUCCUUCUCGGUGCACGAAGGCGUCGGGCGCACCCUCAAAGGGAGAGACCUGAGUAGAGUCCGCAACGCGAUUUGGAAGAGAACCGGGUUCGAGGAUUGAUCAUCUCUUUUCUAGCUAAUUUCCCCACAAGCUAAGGAAUGAAGAAGCUAAGGAAUUUUUCAAUUUUUCCCACUUUUUUCUUCAUAAUUUCCGCUACCAUAAAUUUAUUAUAUUACGGAUUAUGAUAUAAAUAUAUAUUACGAUAAAAAAAAACACUCGGUAUUUAAAUUCCAUAUAAAUUAAAGUUGUGGAUUAAAUGCAUGCUAUCCAUACCUUAUGUAGUUAUGUGUUAACAUUAUUUAUUUAAUAUGAGAGAAAUUUGGUCUAUCAUAGUAUCAUCUUGGCAUUCUUG